AUGCAGAGCAAGAUAUACAGCGAGGUGGGCUUCUACGUGCGGGAUAAAAUAGAGAAGCGGGUUCCUUUGAAGGACUUUCUGGACUACUCGUGUGCUUCCAUGCCCGUGAACUUGGAGGAGGGGAAGUCUAGGAUUGUGAUAAACUACGGAAACAUGGGGGGCAACUACUUGAGCGUGUGCGGGGUUUUGCUGUGUCUGUUUCUGGUUAUCCACCCUAUUUUCAUUCUGCCUAUAGGGAUGUGCUUUGGCGUGCUGUACGUGGCGAUGGAAAACCCCAGCGACACCGUGAGCGUGCUGGGGAAUGUAUACCCGAAGAUGUAUGCGUACGCAGUGGCCCUGGGAGUGCCUCUUCUCUUCUUUAUUUUCAUGCCAAAUUCGCUUGUCUCUCUCUUCUUUACAAUUACUCUUUCUAUUCUGCUGUGCGUUGGGCACAUGGUCGUGUACAAGCCGGCAAUGCGCCCCGAGGAGGAGCACAUAUAA
This is a messenger RNA of Nematocida major, 480 nucleotides long. Its product is annotated as PRA1 family protein 1. The record is from RefSeq and is a predicted model, not a curated record. Lineage: Eukaryota; Fungi; Microsporidia. Bases 1 to 480 code for a protein of 159 amino acids. Gene Ontology annotation, cellular component: Golgi apparatus. The transcript has a single exon.